Molecule: messenger RNA, 4460 nt
Organism: Austrofundulus limnaeus
Lineage: Eukaryota; Metazoa; Chordata; Actinopteri; Cyprinodontiformes; Rivulidae
Gene: ablim2
Product: actin binding LIM protein family, member 2
Biological process (GO): lamellipodium assembly; cytoskeleton organization
Cellular component (GO): actin cytoskeleton
Molecular function (GO): actin filament binding
Source: RefSeq, a predicted model, not a curated record
CACUGUGCGCCCACACCCAACCUGCAGCUGCUCAGACAGCCGGAGCUGUUCUGCAGUGGAACAGACGCAGGACGCAGUCUUCUGCUGGUGGAGCACUGUGCGGCCUCAGCAGACCCCCAUCCAGGAGCAUCCAGGACCAUCCGGGACCAGCCUGUCUCCUCUGCAGGCUGCUGCUGGCACCAUCCGGGAGCUGUCAGUGGUUUGUUUACUGAGCAUCCUCAGCCUGGUACCAUGAGCAGCACCGUUUUUCAGCAGCAGGCCGUCCCCGGGCCUCUGGAGCAGCAGAAGAUGAAGCAAGGAGGCGGAGGAGGAGGAGGAGGACCAGUGCCCUGUCAGAACUGUGGGAAGCCCUGUAAAGGAGAGGCUCUCCGGGUUCAGAACAAACACUUCCACAUUAAGUGUUUUGCCUGCAAAGACAGCCUUUCCCCGCCGGUGAUCGGGUGACAUUUAAUGGGAAGGAGUGUAUCUGCCAGAAGUGUUCCCAGCCCCUCCCUGCCAACAGCCCUGCACCCAUACAGGCUGUCCACAACUGCUGCGGCUGUGGGAAGGAGUUUAAGAAUGAACAGUCUCUGGUAGCACUGGACAAGCACUGGCACUUGGGAUGCUUCAAGUGUAAGGUGUGCAACAAGGUGCUCAAUGCUGAAUACAUCAGCAAAGAUGGGAUCCCCUACUGUGAGAUGGAUUACCACGCCAUGUUUGGUAUCCAGUGUGAGAGUUGUAAGAAUUACAUUACUGGGAAAGUCUUGGAGGCUGGAGAGAAGCAUUACCACCCCUCAUGUGCCCGGUGUGCCCGCUGUGAGCAGAUGUUUGCAGAAGGAGAGGAAAUGUAUCUGCAAGGAUCGUCCAUUUGGCAUCCUCCAUGCAGACAAGCAGCUAAGCAGGAGGAGAAAAGUAAGAAGCAGGUCCGGAUACAGCUCAGCAAUGUUCCUGAGCACCAGGUGACCCGGACUUCCUCUGAAAGCAUCACUUCAGUGCCAGCUUCCAGUGCCUCCGGCUCUCCUAACAGAGUCAUCUAUGCCAAACUGGGAGAGGAGAUGCUGGACUACAAGGACCUGGCAGCCCUUCCAAAAACCAAGGCGAUCUAUAACAUCGACAGACCUGACAUGUUGUCCUACUCUCCUUACGUCAGCUACCCAUCUGAGGAGAGGCACUACGGGGAGUCCCCCCAGCUGCUUUCUCCUACGCCCACUGAGGGUGAUGGGGAGCGGUCACCCCGUCAGCGGAGGCCCUCAAGCCCCAGCUCCAACAGCUCCUUAGGGGGCUACGGACGGUACACCCCGUCCCGUUCCCCUCAAAACUACAGCCGAGCAGGACCAGAGGUAUGCCUUGGUGGUAGAUACAAGAGCCUAACCCAUGACUCCAGUUCUCUCCCUCCACCUAUAAACCACUUGGGUGGUGCUAAAUACCCCUCCACCUGUACCAGGGAUUCUUCCACUACUCUCCCCGUGUAUUAUGCCCCAGGGGCUGAAGGGAGUGGUGGUGGUUUGGGCAAGUACUCCCCCACCCCACCAGGUGUCAGUGCAGGCUUGUCUUUACAGCUGAACCCUACUACCCUGGCCCUGCUGCAGCAGCACAACUACAUCCCUCAUUUCAGAGGUAGUGAAAGUGGCCGGAGUACCCCCAGCUUAUCUACCUUUUCUGAUGGCAAAUCCCCCUCAUCUACGUCUACRUACAUGGCUGCUCCUCGGCAUUUCCACAUACCAGAGACUAUGGUCAAAGAUAAUAUCUAUAGAAAACCCCCCAUCUACAAACAGCAUGCUUCUAGAACAUCCUGGCAGGAUGGUGAGGAUAGUAAGAGGACAAGUUGGACGAUCUUAAAGGGUGAGAUUGAUGGUCAGAUGGCUUCAGAAGACCUGGAUCCCCGCAAAUCCACCUGCAGUCUGCCCACUGACACGUCUCAGCCAAAUUUCCCCUACAAUAAAUCUGCAUCUUUACCUGGCUAUGGAAGGAACGGCAUCUACAAGGCUGCUGAGAUGGUCGAGGAUGAAGUGGAUCCAGACUCCCAAAGCUGGGGGGGCAUGAGAGAGUACAAGGUCUACCCCUACGAAGUGCUGGCUGUGACACAUAAAGUCAAAGUAAAGCUUCCCAGAGAUGUCGACCGCACCAGACUGGAGAGACACCUAUCUCCAGAGGAGUUCCAGCAGGUUUUCGGUAUGACCUUGGAGCAGUUUGAGCGGCUGGCUCUGUGGAAGAAGAAUGAUUUGAAGAAGGCAGCCCGCCUUUUUUAGAUAGAAUUUAAAGAAUUUCUGCAACAUCUCAACAACAAUCUGGAAAGGAAGCAGGCAACAAAAACAGCCACUUGAUUUAUCUGUGUGCAUCAUCAUGAUCCCAACACUUUCUGCCAGUAAAGCACAUGCCUGUCAAGCUGCAGAGAGGCAUCAUGCGAGGGGACGAUUCUCAACAUUUGGACAUAUGUGUAGCUUCUUCAAUCCAGUUUGGUCUGAAUGUUUGAYCGAUAACCUCAUAUUAGAGGAUAAGGAGCUGCAUUUGCAUGGCCUGUGUUUAUGCUCCUCGCCUCAUGAGGUUCUGCAUCAGCCUAAAUCCCAUCUCAACGCUUCCGUAAACCCUGACUAAAAAAAAAGGAAUUAACUUUCCUAAAUAUUGUGCAGACUGUCCCCGUGGUUCAUGCAUUCAGGCUUGACUUGUCUUUUAUAUCUUGGGUUUGUCUUUUUUUUAAGGUCCGACCAUUGUCUAUUUAAAUAUUCUAUCAUCUAUUGGCAAAACUAUUUAUUAGGGCUCCCUCACACUAGAUGAUGGCCUACACCAGUGGUUCCCAACCUAGUUUCCUCAAAGUCGUGUGUGAAUAGUUACAAACCUUUAUUUAGAAAGGUUCGAAAUGAGCUAUAGAGAGUUUUAAUUAUUCAAAUAGAUUUGUUUUGGUGAUUUUUAUAUACAAAAAUAAAUGGAUAUUUUCACAACAUUUGAGCAGACAAGGCUAUGCCUCCAGGUUGGGAACCACUGACCUGUAGGACCUAUUAGAAGUUGGUUGGACUGUGGAAAAUUUGGCUAACUCCUUCAGUGUGAAGGCAAUCAUAACGUAACUGCAUUUUAAUACUCACCAAAACAGGUUUUGCUGCUAUUUUCUGCAUGUCUGAGAUGCUUUGCUGCAUCUUGACCAUGCAGGAACACACGGGUUCUGAGGGCACUCACCCCCCACCRUGCUACAACUGAGCAGUUAGCUUGUAACAAUCCCAGCUGUAGCCUGGACAUGAGGCCAGUGUGAUCAGUCGUGCUGCAACAUUUCCAUGAUGUUGAACAUAGUCACUAAGUAUAAGGUGGUGAUCGGUAUCAAACCAUCAUGAAAUAAACCACRCAACCUCACUAGAUAUUUUGUGCAGAAACAUUGUAGAUCUUCCAGGACAUGCAAACGCCCCUGAAAGCCUCAUCUGUUCCUGCACAGACCACCCCUGCUCUAGCUGAUUUUCCUUUUUAAACCAACUUUCAGUGUGAAGGGAGCCUUAAAGCUGUGUCUUCUGCUUGUUUUGUGUUACUUUUAAUUUAUGUUGAUUUUUACAUCGUUGCCUUCAGUAGAGGUUGUAGAAUUGUAUCCAUAAUCUGUUCAAAGGCCAAAGACAGGAACAAGAACUUUAUUUACUUCACYGUUACAUUUCAGGAACCAUCAAAAAGCACUUUUUCUUUUUCUUUUGAUUUGACUCGUCUUCUGUUCAGUCAGAGAAGUUGGUUAGUCGUAAAGCAUGCCCUGACAUUUWGUAGUUUAUAGUUUCAGCUUUUAUAAAAUAAAUCCUUCAUCAUGUAUUGGACUAAAGACUGGGUGAAGAUGARUGGAGUGCAGAGGAUAAAGUGCUGAACAAACAUUGUCGACGACACUCACAACAAGGACAAAGAAUAUUUUUAUAAGCUAUUUUGAYUUCAGGAAAAGAUGAUGAAAAUGAACGUGACAUGGAUGUCAUCGAUUUUUAGCRACGCUAACUGACCUGCAGCAGCACUUAUGCAUAACAAGUGAAGUCUGUUCUGUCUUUACCUCCAUGYUGUUUCAAACGCUCCACAGUUUAAAUUGAAUCCUGUCAGCUUUGCUURUCUUCUGGACCAUUACCUGCUCAAGCUGUCAACAUAUACUGGUUGUAUGUGAACAUAUACUGGACAUAUACCAGUUCUACCUGUCUGUAACCAAGCCCAGGUCUAUAACUCUUAAGGCAUGCAUGAGGCUGGGAGAAUGAUGGUUUGUCCCCUGACCUCAUUAGAAAUGUAUGAAAUCAUCAUCCUUAUCAUCACUGUUGUUUGAGUGAUUUGAGUGGUGAAUUGAAAUAAGCUUGUGUUCUGUAUUUAUUUUAGUGCAACUCUAAGGAAGGGGUUUUAUUUGAAAUCAUUGGAUGGUAGAGUCGCUGUUGAAAAGAAACAUAUCACAUUUUGAGUUUCAGAUCAAAUGUAACACACUAACUGUUAUAAUCUUUCUUUUCUUUCUAAUAUUCAUCUGCUAAUAAAGUGCUUUAUUCAGAUUA